This is a messenger RNA of Loxodonta africana (African savanna elephant), 2911 nucleotides long. It is a transcript of the gene STPG3, whose product is annotated as sperm-tail PG-rich repeat containing 3. The record is from RefSeq and is a predicted model, not a curated record. Bases 1486 to 2391 code for a protein of 301 amino acids. NCBI's taxonomy places the organism in Eukaryota, Metazoa, Chordata, Mammalia, Proboscidea, Elephantidae. The transcript is spliced from 6 exons.
UGCUCCCUUCUACCCACGGGACACCGAGGCCCAAGCAAGGGAGAGCACCUGGGCUCGGGAUGGGUAGGCCUAGGAGGGAGGCCCCCAUCUCACUGAGCCUCAGAGCUCAGAAACAGGGACUAUUGUCGUAGAGCAAGUAGGUCCAUUGGGAAGGGGCAGAUGGGCUUCAGCCUGGACUCUAACCACUCCUCUGAGGCCAGCAGCCCCCUGAGAAGCCGCCCCUGCCGCAGGAUGUGGCUCAGGGCGUCCCCUCCCCUAGCUGUCCAUAUGAAGGGCUAUGGUCAAAAGCCUCUUUCAGGUCUGGGGUUUCCAAGCUUCCAUCCUCAACCCGUCCUGGAUUUUUAUACACCAGUUGCUGUUGAGUAGACUCCAACUCAUAGUGACCCCAUGUGUACAGAGCAGAACCGCUCCAUAGGAUUUUCAAGGCUGUGACCAUUCGGAAGCAGAUAGCCAGGCCCAUCUUCCAAGGCGUCUCCGGGCAGGAUUUGAACCUCCACAAGGUUGGGGCCAAGUGCUUAAUGUCUGCACUGCCCAGGGACCCCGGUGUUUUGUACAGGAAGGACUUUCUAACCAUACAAAAAAAGAAUCAUAAAGGAAGAAUGGGUUCCUGAACAAGUCAAAAGCUAGCUUAAACAAUACCAAACAGCAAACCACUAACUUGGGAAAAAAGUGCGACAGAUACAAAAUCCAUAUGAAAAACCUUCACAAAACAAACAAUAUGAAAAGUUACACCCCACUAGAAAAAUACAUAAAUACCUUAAGAAAGAAACAGACAUAAGGCUGAACCUUACCCAUCAAAUGGCUGCUGAUUAAGUGCUGGCAACCGCCGUGGCUGGCAGGACCACCUGAGAGUAACCUGUAAUUUGGUAGACUCUCUCUGGAAAGCAAUUUGGCAACACAGGCUGAGCACUUUACACACUCCAAGGACUCGGUCCUAAGAAAGCAGCUGGAUAUUUAGCUAAAGAUAGAUGCCAGUGCCUUUCACCACAGCCACAUUUAUUAACGGGACAAAGUAGAGCCAGCCUAAGCAUCCAAUGACAAGAGCUUCGUUAACGCAAGACAUGGCCCGGCCAUGUUUGUAGUCACUGUUACUAAAUUCUCAAAGACACCUCAACCCGGGGAGGGCCCAGGGCAGUCUGUGGACCCCUUGCCCCAGUUAAACUUGUGUUUCCCCCGACAUGUCUCCAUCCAUCUGUCUGCCAGUCUGGAGGGCCUCUAAGUGGCAGCAGGCCUGGGCUGGAUGGGACACAGUCACAGCCAGGGGACCCAGCCUGUAGGUAGGGGAGGGCAUAGCUGGGUGGAGCAGCAGCGGGGCUCACUGGCUGCCCUCUCCCCAGGGCUCAGCUGAGAGCCCUGCAGCCCUUCCAGGGCUGGACAGUGCUCUUUCCCCAGGGAGGCCCUGGGAACAGAGGGGCCCUGUGACCCAGCAGUGAGGUCACAGAGCCCUGCAACUGUGCUGAGGAGCAGGGAGACGGAGAGCCAGCCAUGAAUUUUGACCAGAAAGCUGUGAAAUUCCUGGCAAACUUUUACAUCAACGGAGGCAAACACUGGACCCAUGGCCCGCUGGGGCAGAAAGCACCAGCACUCAACCAGCCCAAGGCUUCUGUGCUGUUGGAGAGCCAGGAACCCGAGAUGGCCUGGGACAAGGCAUGGCCCCCAGUGGCCCACGAUCUCCCGGCCGGCCUUAGGGUGCGAAUGGGCACCCCUCAGGACCUCCCGCCUGCCUGCACCUGCACCCUGAGGGAGCUGCUGCUGGAGCAGCGCCCCCCCAUCCUGACUGACCUGGAGAUCCCCAGCCCCACGAAGUACCCAGUGCCAGAUGCAUCUGUGCGCGAGUCCUCCCCACAUCCCUGCUAUACCAUGGGCCGCAAGCCCCCUGCCCAUGAGGGUGGUGGCCGCAGGGCCUGGCAGACCGUGUGGCUUCAGAGUGAAAACCCCUUCACACAGAAAGCUGACUUCAACCGAGAGCAAAAGUGGCCAUCGCCCACUGACUACCAGCCCUCCAUCCGGCCUGCCUUCAGCUCUGGCUGUCACUGCCCAACCUCCAAGACCCCUGAGGGCCAUGCCCGCGCACCCAAGGCUCGGGGACUAAGCCCCUGGGCCCAGGCCCCCCUACAGACUUCUUUGCAUCCCCCCGGUGAGAAGCGGCCCAGCCCCAACACCUACAACAUCCUGCCCGGGUCUGUCCUGCAGAGCCCACGCUCACCAGCCUUCUCUAUGAGCCGCUCGCCUGCCUUCGCCUCCUGGGUCAGCACCUCGUGCACCCCUGGCCCAGCCACCUACCACGUGGAGGACUGCUACAACUCACGCUUCCCUUCGACACCUGGAGUGCUCAUCCAAGGCUCACGGAGACCCAAGCGCCAUGACACGGGCCCCUUCAGCACGCUCUAGAGCCACCAGGCAGAGCUGGCCUGGCCAUCGAGUGGCACCCUGGCUUCACCUGGGGCCUUCCCAGGCCUCCCUCUGGAACUCAGCCCCCUAGCCUAGCCUUCUGACCCUCUGGGAACCCCAGGCCACCCUUCUGAGACCAUGGACGAGAGAUUCCAGGCUACGGUCUCCUCCUGCCCACCUUAUGCUAUACAGAGACGCUGUCAUUGACUCUGGCCUUUUUGUAAGCUCCCCAUUCCCGCCUCCAUGUGCCGCCUCACCGUCAUCAAUGCUGCCCUUGGCCAGUGCUUGCCCCUUGCCUGUCACAUAGGGUGGCACCCAGGGACUGGUCUGGGGCACCAGUCAAUCGCUAGAGGCCAGGCUUCUUGUUGAGCAACGACCCAAGUGCUGGGGCUGAGGUGGGGGGCCAGACUCUGUGGCCACCAGCUUGAGCUGGGACCAGCCACCCAGUUGUGAUGGAGGGCCCAGAGGCCCAGCUCAUCUGGGUCCGCCCCACUGCCCCAUGCCCAGAGGCCCAACCCAA